Messenger RNA from Vitis riparia (riverbank grape), 1101 nucleotides. RefSeq lists its product as uncharacterized. Gene Ontology annotation, biological process: protein polyubiquitination; SCF-dependent proteasomal ubiquitin-dependent protein catabolic process. The coding region runs from base 160 to 900 and encodes 246 amino acids. The transcript has 4 exons. Gene Ontology annotation, cellular component: SCF ubiquitin ligase complex. Gene Ontology annotation, molecular function: protein binding. NCBI's taxonomy places the organism in Eukaryota, Viridiplantae, Streptophyta, Magnoliopsida, Vitales, Vitaceae. The record is from RefSeq and is a predicted model, not a curated record.
CAUCUGCAUACAUCAUGGUGACGUGGCAUAUUUAACGUGGUGAUGUUGGUAGUUUCAGGCCACGUCAUACAGAUUGGAGGUUGAAAAGGGAUAAACGAUUCCGGGAGGCUGAUCCCUUCUUCAUUUUCAAACCCUAAACAAGGGCUGACUCCCAAAAGCAUGAACCAGUGGAAUCGGAUCCACAACUCACUCCCCUACGAUAUUGCCCUCAAAAUUGCAUCAUCCCUCCAGGCAUCGGAUCUAUGUUCUCUGGGAAGUUGCUCUAGGUCUUGGCGGGAACUAUGGGGGUCGGAUCCUAUAUGGGAGCGUCUGUGCAGAGAUAGAUGGUCUGUCAAGUGUAUGUUAGGAGAAUCCUCAGCCUCGGAGCUUCACCCCCCUAAAGAGGGAUGGAAGAGCUUUUACAUCAAGUGGCACCAUGAGAUGGCUGGUAGAGCUACUGAUGUUGUUGGGUUUGUGGAAAGUCAUUCCUCCUCUGAAUCACUUGAGGUUGGAGAUCAUCUGAAAGCAAUUGUGGGCCUGAGAGAUAGGCAGCUUGGAUUUAAAGAUGUUCAAAUAUUCCUUUUCAAACCAAAGCUUAGUGUGCUGAUUAACUUGGUUGGCCUGCAAUAUUGCAUUCAAUGGCUUAAAGUGCCGGCUGAGCAUGUCAUGGAAGCAAUUCAAAGCUGCAAGAUUUCAGAGCGGCAAGUCUGCGUGAAAUGGUGGAAGCUAGGGAGGUGGUUUUAUGGAUUCCGCUUGCGGGACGAAUCUCAUUGUCGCCGUGUCUCUUUGAGGGACGUUGCAAAAGAGGAUGAGGUACUUUGGGUGCUUCACCGAGGAGCUAUUCAUGAGGUUUUGCGCGUUCAGAUCUCUAUCCCUAGUCCCACAACAACUUCCUGGUCAUGUCAAAGCUCCCAAACAUGAGGUUUGGGAAUGGUUCCCUUGCACAAUAUGAUGCAAUGUGUAAAUCUGUACAAAAUACCAACUCUAUACAUGUAUAUGCCUGUUUAUCCUCUGAGUGUAAAAUUAAUCAAUCCAGUAGUAGAGCAGUGCUGGAUAUGGAUUGUCUCAAAUGUGUAGAACUUUGACUGUACAUAGAAUGGGAGUUUCGCCGUUCUCCAGUAA